This is a messenger RNA of Closterium sp. Naga37s-1, 1428 nucleotides long. The record is from the annotation of a GenBank genome assembly. NCBI's taxonomy places the organism in Eukaryota, Viridiplantae, Streptophyta, Zygnematophyceae, Desmidiales, Closteriaceae.
AUGUCGAGGCCUUAUUGGCUCGUGUCUCUACCGCUGCACGGAUCUAAGGAGAGCACGUGGGGUGCACUACAGGACAACAUCAACAGAUCUCUGUCCGACCUUCCCUAUUAUAAGCUGUACGUGCCUGGUCUGCGUGUGGGCACGCUCGACUCGCUCCUAUCCCUCAGUGACGACCUCGUCAAGGCAAGCGCACAUGUGGAGGGAGUCGCAAACAAGAUGCGGCGGCAGAUAGAGGAGCUGGAUCGUGUUCAAGGCACCAACUCCGGCGCUCUUUCGGUCGACGGCGUCCCUGUGGAUUCCUACAUGACCAACUUUCAGUGGGAUGAAGCCAAGUACCCGGUGACCACGCCUCUAAGGGAGAUGGUGGAGUCGAUUCAGGAGUCUGUGUCCAAGAUAGAAGACGACCUUAAGGUGCGGGCAUCAGAGUACACCACAGUGCGCAGCCAGCUCAGUGCUAUCAACCGCAAGGCUGGCGGCAGCAUGUUGGUGCGGGACCUCUCCACCAUAGUGCAGGACAGCGACAUCAUUGUCUCCGAGCACAUGACGACUCUGCUCGUGGUGGUUGCUAAAUACUCAGAGAGGGACUGGCUGGCUUCGUACGAGACGCUCUCCACCUUCGUGGUCCCCCAAUCGUCCAAGAAGAUAACAGAGGACAACGAGUACGCGCUCUUCACGGUCACGCUCUUCAAGCGAGUGGUGGACACGUUUAAGGUGGCCGCCAGGGAGAAGGGCUUUCAGGUGCGAGAGUACGAGCACGACCCUGACGGUGCAAACCAGAGGAAGGAGGAUCAGGAGCGGCUGCUGGAGGACAGUGUUCGCGUCCUGGAUGCACAUUGCUGUCAUUCACCCCUUUCCCAAGAGAGCAUCCUUCCCUAUGGCCUCCUUCCCCAUCUGCCAGUUCUCAUCCCUCCCUCCUGCUUUCACCCUCCCCUCCAGGUGUUCGCGUCGUGGAUGCACAUUGCUGUCAUUCGCCUCUUUGCCGAGAGCAUCCUUCGCUACGGCCUCCCUCCCGCCUUCCUCGUGAGUCCCGCCAUUGCCACCUUCCUGGUGGGUGUGCAAUUAUCGUUCUUGUUGUCAACUCAAGGACACUCUUGCUGUCAUUUGCCUCUUUGCCGAGAGCAUCCUUCGCUACGGCCUCCCUCCCGCCUUCCUGGUCAGUGCUGCUCCUCUGGCUUCUUUGCUGAGACCGUUCUUUUCCACGACCCCCCUCCUUCCCUGCUGAUCAGUACCACCCUUGAUGAUCCUGCCCUCAUGACCCCCUCGCAGCGAUCGGAGAAGCGCCUUCGCUCCAUUCUGGAAACACUGAGCAACACAGAUAACAGCGAGCACUGGAGGUUGACGGACAGCGAUGCCAGCCUGGCAGGGCUGACAGGAGGAGACCACGACCUGCAUCCCUAUGUGUCCAUCACCAUGAGCGUUGCACUUUAA